Messenger RNA from Nicotiana attenuata, 468 nucleotides. RefSeq lists its product as uncharacterized. The coding region runs from base 1 to 468 and encodes 155 amino acids. The transcript has 2 exons. The record is from RefSeq and is a predicted model, not a curated record. NCBI's taxonomy places the organism in Eukaryota, Viridiplantae, Streptophyta, Magnoliopsida, Solanales, Solanaceae.
AUGCCGAGAGAGGUGCUGUGGAGAUGUUUGGAGGCUAGAGGCAUUCCUGUUGCAUACAUUAGGGCUAUUAAGGACAUGUACGAGGGUGCUAAGACUCGGGUGAGGACAGUGGGAGGGGGCUCGAAACACUUCCCAAUUGUGAUGGGGCUAUAUCAGGGGUCUGCCGUCAGCUCAUUCCUAUGUUUGGAGACAGACUUUGGAGUCGAAAGGUUUCAAGUUGAGCGGACCAAAAUAGAAUACUUGGAGUGCAAGUUCAGUUGCGCGACUCAGGUAGAGGACGAAGACGUGAGGCUUGAUACACAAGUCAUCCCUAAGAGAGAAAGUUUCAAGUACUUUGGAUCUAUUAUACAAGGGAAUGGGAAGACCGACGAGGAUGUCACACACCUUAUUGGAGCGGAAUGGUUGAAAUGGAGGCUCGCUUCUAGUGUUUUGUGUGAUAAGAAUGUGCCACCAAUACUUAAAGGUUAG